GACACAAGCAGCCUUACAACAAACAUAGCCUCUCUCACAAGACACCGGCCGUAUAAGACUGCGCCCGCUCCGUAAAUCUAAUUCCAUAAUCAUUCCCCCGUGUCACACGAGAACUUCGUCAAAAUGGCAAGCGAGAAGUCAGAUGCCCACAAGCAGGAAGCCCAGAUCAAGUCGGCCGACAUGAGCGAAGAGAUGCAGCAAGAGGCUAUUGAAGUCGCAACAAUGGCUAUGGAGCAGUUCACUAUUGAGAAGGACAUCGCCCAGUACAUCAAGAAAGAGUUUGACAGCCGAAAGGGCGCCACAUGGCACUGCAUCGUAGGCCGCAACUUUGGAAGCUUCGUCACUCAUGAGACGAAACACUUCAUCUACUUCUACCUCGGUCACUGCGCUAUUCUGUUGUUCAAGACUCAGUAAGCGCAUGCAAGUGAUCAAGGCACCCUCGGCCUCUGCCAUUCCCAUGUUCCGUCAUCGUCAAACUUUUGCCUCAUGGGUGACGACGUUUGUUCCGUCUCAGGGUUCCAAGACGCCUAGUCGUCUAGGAUUGGUUAGAAGUGAGGAUCCAUGUCGUCUUCGCAGUAUGGGUGGCAAUCUGCCAACAAGAUUCCGGGGCUCUGUUGUUCAAUGGCGUUUUAUCAGGGCACCAUGUUGAGGUCGCAGCUACCAUCAUAACGACUGUAACGAGUCUCCUUUGCACAAAACUGGCUUUGGAGGCUUUCAGGUACUAUAAUAAAGCGUUCUUGC
Pyrenophora tritici-repentis Pt-1C-BFP is the source of this 741-nucleotide messenger RNA. Its product is annotated as dynein light chain type 1. The record is from RefSeq and is a predicted model, not a curated record. NCBI's taxonomy places the organism in Eukaryota, Fungi, Ascomycota, Dothideomycetes, Pleosporales, Pleosporaceae. Gene Ontology annotation, biological process: microtubule-based process. Gene Ontology annotation, cellular component: cytoplasmic dynein complex. Gene Ontology annotation, molecular function: dynein intermediate chain binding.